Messenger RNA from Nilaparvata lugens (brown planthopper), 3440 nucleotides. Its product is annotated as integrator complex subunit 3-like. Lineage: Eukaryota; Metazoa; Arthropoda; Insecta; Hemiptera; Delphacidae. Gene Ontology annotation, cellular component: cytoplasm. The record is from RefSeq and is a predicted model, not a curated record.
AUGAUUGCUGAUUUGACGCCUAGUAUUCUACAAUUGUUGCAGAGUCGAACGUCGAGGCGGUUGCAGUCUCGCCUGACGCCGGACAUGGAGCGAAAGCUGGUCUUUCUGACGUCAUCCGUGCGCUUUGGCAAUCACAAACGCUACCAGGACUGGUUCCAGAGACAGUAUUUGGCGCUGCCCGAGUCGCAGACGCUGCGCUGUGAUUUGAUCCGCUUCAUAGUGGGCGUGAUCCACCCGACCAAUGAGCUGCUCUGCUCGGACAUCAUUCCACGCUGGGCUGUGAUUGGCUGGCUGCUCACCUCGUGCACUUCGGCCGUCGCCGUUGCCAACGCCAAGCUCGCCCUCUUCUACGAUUGGCUCUUCUUUGAGCCCGACAAGGACAACAUCAUGAUAUCGAUAAUAGCAGCUUUUUACCCGCCUCUGUGCGAGAAGGUGAAGCAGGGCAUCUGCUGCUCUCUCCGUCAGAUCCUCGAGAAGCGUGUGCUACCCUCUCUCUCGCCGCUGUUCGAAUGCGAGGCAAUGGAGAGGAUAACGCAGUACGUGAUCCAGGACGAGGAGGAGUCUGACAGUGAGACGUUGGCCGUGCUCGCCAAGUGUCUUUGUCGAGUGCUGCAUCACCACAUUCAGGCCAAAAUCUUCCCCCACACGCUCACCGAUGAUAGUCUUGACGACAGUAUUGGGCAGCCCCUGUUUGUGUUGAUGCGGUGUGUGUCUGAGCUGAGUGACGAGGACUCCCGCCGUCUGCCGCUGAUCUCACUUCUGGUGGAGAUGUGCUCGCAUGAGCAGCGCAUCGGAUAUCUGCUGCUCUACUACCUGCACGCCAGCAAGUCCGACCGACACACCAUCAUACAACAGUCCAACAAGCUCACCAGUAAGACUAAAUCACAAGUAUACAAGGACUAUUGUAUGGCGCUAGACAAGGACUUCAGUAAAAACCUACUCAGCGAUCUGCAGGCGUGCCAAGAUGACGACCUGCAAAUGUUCUGCUGGUUGAUCCCAGGCAUCUACACGACGUUUGCAGAUGUGGCCCUGGGCAACGCACAGCUCAUGCACCUCAUCGUCUCCUCCAUAGACUCCAACCAGCUGCAGGAUCUUGUCUUCAAGAUCAUUCAAGGCCGACUAGCGAUGUUUGGCAGUGGAGUGCAGACGUUUGUGAGCCUGGUGCAGACGUCACUGACCUGGGAGACAGUGGAGCAGGUGUGGCUGUGGCAACUCAUCAACGCCUCCUCUCCCUCGCCAAUAGGGGCCUCUCACUUGCUCCCUCUCCUCACCACACUCCAACACAACACACACUCCGAGGCCGUCACCGCCCUACUGCUCAUUCUCAAACAGCACAGGCCGACAGCCGAGAUGGUGAAACAGCUGAUGACUCGCGACACACGUGUGCCAGGCGACGAUCUGGCCGAGUCGGCUCUGUUGAGUUGGUGUCGCGACGGCAGUGAAGAGAAGUGCGCCGAGCUGGUGGCCACCCUGCUGAGUCAGCGCUGUCAGGCGUCGCCCACCAAACGGAAACGCGGCGGAGGCGGCGGCGGGGUAGGGCAGCCCACCUGUGAGAGAAUUCUGGCGCAUCUCGAUCGGCUCAGGUUACGUUUGAGCUACCCGCGACACAAGUUCUACAAACUAGAUGCACUGCAGAAGGCUCUACAAGCAGCUCAGAGCGCAUGCUCAGACGUGCAGCGGUCAGCGUUCAGCAACCUGUUUGCGCUGAUCGAGGUCAGCGGAUCAGCUGGUGGCGGAGGAGGAGGAGGUGGUGGAGGGACAGCUGGUGGGAGGGGUGGAGCUGGCAGGAAAGCAAAGGCCGGUGGAGGGGGAAGAAGCGGGCGAGGACAGACGUUACGAUCGGUCAGCGAUACUUCCGAGAGCAGUAGUGAGGAGGAAGAAAUAGUGAAGCCAAAGCAAGCGAAGAAACGGAAAAAAGUCAACGCUGUAGGCUCGGACUCCGAUUAAUGAUAGAUUAAUAAUUAAGAGUGUGAUACUAAUAAAUUGUAGGAAUACUGAUAGAAUUAUGGGACCUUAGUGGAGGCUGUGCACUAAUGUCAACUUGUUUUUAUCUGUAUACGCGGUAGCAUUCAGGUAUGACGCAGGCUACACGUUUUUAUUUGUUUCAAAUGUUUUAACAAUGUUUCAAUAAGGUCUUCCCGAAAGAUUUGAAAUCUAUUCAACUUGUAGGUGCGUCUUCAUUCAUUCGAAAUUGUAUUCAAUUUGUAAUUGUAGGGUCCACGUUAUAUUACUACAGUAUUUGACUAGCAUUGAUGUUGCUAUCCUUGUCUAUCAUUCAGUAAAGCAGAUAACGCUAUCCAUUUUUAGAUCCGCGAAAUUGCUAUAUCAGUUUUUAACAGUGUAGAAAUAUAAUUGAUUAAGAAAAUACUCAAUCCCAAUAAUGAAAAUUUAUUAUUUAUCAUGGGAAAAUAUUUUUUCUUGACGAUUAAAAUAUAAUUGAUUAUUUUAAACAAGAAUGAACAAUUAGUGCCUGUUGCACAAAAACCGGUUAAAUUUAGGAAAGGAGCAGCCAUUAUUCUAUAUAAAAUUCAAUUAUGGUAUCUCUCCUCGCUUUCUCCCUCAAGGCUCUGCUAAUAUUGUCUCAUACCGCUUGAAAAUUUCCAAUUUUCUUUUAAAUGUCCAAUUCUUCGUUAUAACUGAUGUCCCAUUCCAAAUAUGUGAAUUGUGAUACUUGCUCCAAUAUUUUGUUGUUAAUCAAAAAUUUUAGACCUGGAUUAUGGAUUAAUUCACUGAAAUAUUUCGAAUGACUGGAAAUGCACCACGAGUUGAUAGUUAAUGGUAAUCACAUAAUAAAACACUUCAAUGUUCUCAAUAAUCAAAUGAUUUUAUAUAGUAGUAGGUCAACGUUAGUAGACAGAAUGUUGAUCACUCACAGGUGUAAGAUUCAAAGUGGUGGGGGGAACGCCAGCGUGACGUCACGUGUAGUAAGGAAGUAAUAGAGUAACCACACUGAGCAUACAGUUUAUUCACUGUAGCUUCAAAUACAUCGUCGUUUAAAUCCCCUCAAGAUUGACCUAGAACUUUAAAAUUCUCCGUACUUAUAGGGACUGACUCACCGAUUCUAAUGAUGCAGUUAAAUAUACCAAUUUAAAGUUCAUUCAACUUGUAUGAAUAAAAUGUAGUUAACUAAAAACGUGACAUGAAAAAGUUAAUAAGCUGGAAAAGCGUUAGUAGACAACGUUAUACUAUUAUAAUUUCAGAUUAACCCAUGAAACAAUCUUGAUAAACCAAAAUAUUGCGAUAAACCGAUUCCGAUAAAUCCGAUGCAUUGCAUUCAUAAAAUGCACUGAACACAUGCUGAUAUCGAGCACAUGAUCUACAGCUAACUUUAUAACGAAAAUCAAAAUAUCUCAUCCCCGAAAUUCACAAGCUGACGUACAGCGAAACUACAUAACACGACCUAGAAGAUGAAGAAACCUUUAUGCUGUGUUUACAUCAAA